Molecule: messenger RNA, 1744 nt
Organism: Neolamprologus brichardi
Lineage: Eukaryota; Metazoa; Chordata; Actinopteri; Cichliformes; Cichlidae
Source: RefSeq, a predicted model, not a curated record
UAUAAACAGUGCUGGUAUGAGUUCCGCUGGUUCUGAGUCAUAACUUGUUACUCGGUGGGAAUUUCAUACAUUUCAAACCAACGUUUUCGGACUAUGUGCUGGAAACUAACGCAGUGCUAGCGACCUCCAAUGAACCGACAUACCGAGGGUUCAGACGUGAGCUCCCCGCGGCCAAAAUGAGCUCUGUGCCGCUGAAGAGGACCUACAAGCGGCUGCCUGUUUGUGUUGUGGAGGACCACCACGACGUGGUGUGUCACAUCUACCGGGCCAUAGCUUCGAGGCAUCUCCCAAUGAAGGACAUAAAAAUGAUUCAUCUGGACUCCCACCCUGACCUCCUCAUCCCCGUCAACAUGUCUGCUGACACAGUGUUUGACAAGGAGAAGCUGUUUGGUGAACUGAGUAUAGAAAACUGGAUCAUGCCGAUGGUGUACGCCGGUCACGUGUCCUCUGUGGUGUGGCUGCAUCCAUACUGGGCCCAGCAGAUCAGAGAGGGAGAACACAGCAUGACUGUGGGCAGAGACUCGUCCACCACCACCAUCAGAGUGACCAGCACAGACAACUACUUCCUCAGUGAUGGUCUUUACGUGUGCGAGGAGCAGCUGGAGAACCCAAAGCGUUUCAGCCUGAGCGUGAUCCGAGUCGACCCUGUCAGGCCAGGUCACGGCUCGCUGACAGAGCAGAGAGCAGAAAAGGACACAGAGGGAUGUUCAGUCAAAAGAGCGAGAGCAGAGCGCAGGAAGUCUGGAGAACCCAGCAGCUCACAGCCUCCGUCAGCAAACACUGACUCACUGCAACCAGCAGAGGGCAGCAGAGCCGAGGACGGAGCUGACAGCACAGGAGGAGACGGUGUUGACGAUGAAGGAUCAACCGGCUACAUCGUGAGGAGAAUAUCUUCAUCUGUCAGUGAGACGGAGCCGUACGUUCUGGACGUCGAUCUGGAUUUCUUCUCCUGUAAGAACCCCUUCAAAGAACUGUACACACAGGUGUGUUUCAAGGAAACGCUGUUACAUUUUAAACCCCAGCCCACAGCAGACAGAGAGGAGCUCGGUGAGUGUGUAGAUCAUCGUAUACGCCAGUUAGAAGACCUGGAAGCAGCCUUUGCUGAUCUCCUGGAUGAUGAUGGAGAGGAGACGGUCACACGCUGGGCCACCAACCCUGGCAUGGAGUCACUGCCUCAACUGGUUUCCAGUCUAAAGGCAAGAAAUUCAUGCCCUGACUAUGAAAUGGUUCACCAGGCAGGGUUAACCUGCGACACAGUCGAGCUUCCUCAUCACAUCAGCUCUGAUGAAGAGAUCGGCAGACUGAUCUCAGCUGUGCAGCUCUUCCUGAAGGUCCUUCCCAAACCCACACUGGUGACGUUGUCCAGGUCCAGUUUGGAUGAAUACUGCCCAGUGGAGCAGGUGGAUUCGAUCCAGAGGAGAGUACUGGCUAUGCUGGAGGGCCUGUAUGGAGCACUGGACGUACACAAAGACUACGACAACAGCAGCACAGAGACCGAGCAGCUGCCACAAGGAUCCUAACAGAUACACAAAACCACAUCUCUCAUUGGGAUGAUUUCAUCAAGACAAACACAGCAGAUAAAAACACGUCAGCAUGUUAGUGUUGGAGUUUCACUUGGAAACAGGACAAAUAGUUUGGAGAUUUCCUCCCACGUUGUGUAUAAGUGGGGUCUGGAUCCUUUGUGCAGGACAGUGCAGGAGAGCCUUGUUGUGACUGAAUUCCUUCUUGCAAGAAUAAACUCAAA